CGACAACAGCUGUGGCAACAAAUUAUUUCUAUGUAGCUCCCUGCAUGUGCACAGCUACAGGCGUUUUGCACCAUGGGUCUACUAACUUUGGGAACGCCGCUUAGUUGGGAAGACACGAAGAAAUGGUCAGACCAUGUCCGAAAACACGGCAUCCAACAACUGAUAAACAUCUACCGGCGACUUAAAGAUCGACAUGGAGAUGUCUUGAAAUGGGGAGACGAGAUGGAGUACAUGCUGGUUGUUAUGGAUGAAGACACCAAGACGGCCCGCCUGAGUCUCAACGCAAACGAAGUUCUGGAAAUACUGGAGAAGAGGGAGAAAGAAAGUCCCAGGGACUACCCGGCGUCCUGGCACCCAGAGCAUGGCGCUUUCAUGUUGGAGGGAACGCCGAUCCGGCCGUAUGGACACCUUAUGGAGCAUUUGAACAUGGUGGAGGCCAACAUGAGGCUGAGACGAGAAGAGAUAUUGUCAGUACUGGACCAGAAAAGGGGAGAAACUGUCCUCACAUUAACUUCCUUCCCAAGGCAUGGCUGCCCAGGCUUCACAGACCCAGAGGUGGAGUGUAAUCCGACAGUAAAUCCGGAAUCGCGUUCGCUGUUCUUCCCUGACGCUGCGAUCAGCAUUCAUCCCAGGUUUAGGAAUUUUGUCCGCAACAUAAGAGAGAGGAGAGGAGAAAAAGUCAGCGUCAACAUACCAGUGUUCAAAGAUUCAAAUACACCAAAGCCAUUCAAAGAGACGUUCCCAAUCGACGACGUGGAAGCGAAUCGUAACGCUAAAGAUGACCACAUCUAUAUGGAUUACACGGCGUUUGGACUGGCCUGUGUGCAGUGCACCUUACAGGCUAGUGAUCUGGGGGAGGCCUUGCGUCUGUAUGAUCAGCUGGCACCGCUCUGUCCGAUCUUUCUGGCACUGAGUGCGGCCGCCCCAGUGCACCGUGGGUACCUGGCGGAUACAGACUGCAGGUGCAACAUCAUCUCACAGUCAGUCGACUGUAGGACACGCGAGGAGAGGGGACUAGAGCCCCUGAAGCAUGACAAGUUUGUGAUUCCAAAGUCCAGGUAUGACUCCAUCGACUGUUACCUGACUCCGGAGGCCGAGAAGUACAACGACAUUGACCUUGUUCUGGACCAGGACAUCUGCCAGCAACUUCAGGAUGCAGGUAUGGGCAGGUCUCUUGCUCGCCACUUCGCCCAUCUGUUUAUCCGGGAUCCGAUCUCCCUCUUCAGCGAGAAGAUCCACCAGAAUGAUGAGCUGGAGACAGAUCACUUCGAGGCCAUUCAGACUACAAACUGGCAGCCGCUGAGAUUCAAACCGCCUCCUCCCAACUCUACUAUCGGCUGGCGUGUAGAGUUUAGGCCAAUGGAGAUACAGCUGACAGAUUUUGAGAACGCGGCGUAUGUGGUGUUCAUUGUUCUCUUGACAAGGGUCAUCUUGUUCUACAACCUCAACUUCCUCAUCCCCAUGUCCAAGGUUGAUGAGAACAUGCAGGAGGCUCAGAAGCGAGACGCUGUCAGACAGGGGCUGUUCUGGUUCAGGAAGGAGGUUCUGCCUCCAUAUAAGUCUGGACUUGCAGCAGGGUCCGACAGCCAGUGUAACGGUGGGUGGAAGGAAGAUGAUAAGGAGUACACCAAGAUGACAAUCAACGAGAUUAUCAAUGGCAAGGCGGGCGGUUUCCAGGGUCUUGUGUCUCUGAUGAACUCCUACCUGGAGACAGUCGACAUCGAUGUGGACACCAGGUGUUCUGUACAGCAGUAUCUCAGGCUCAUCCAGAAAAGGGCAUCAGGUGAACUGAUGACGACAGCUCGUUGGAUUCGCUCCUUCGUCCAGAAUCAUCCGAAAUACAAAUCUGACUCCGUCGUUUCCGAGGAAAUCACCUACGACCUCACGAAGGUUGCCGACGAGAUCACGAAGGGUGUUCGGGCGUGUCCGGAGCUCUUCGGAACGCCUCGUACGCGCUCUAAAGUCUCCCUGUCUUCUGAGGGUCAAAAGAAGUUAAGGAAAGAAACUCCCGGCAAGGCUGACAUCGAUGUUUUGAUUUAGAAGUACAGUCAAACCUGUCUAAGCCGGCCACCCAGGGGACCAAAGAAAAGUGGUCGCCUUGGACAGGUGGUCUCCAUGAAGAGGGUCGCAUCACAGCAUGAAUGAGACUUAAAUGGUUUCCAAGUCGAGAUGUUUUAAUGUCAAAU
Molecule: messenger RNA, 2186 nt
Organism: Branchiostoma belcheri (Belcher's lancelet)
Lineage: Eukaryota; Metazoa; Chordata; Leptocardii; Amphioxiformes; Branchiostomatidae
Product: glutamate--cysteine ligase catalytic subunit-like
Exons: 16
Coding region: 73-2040 (655 amino acids)
Biological process (GO): glutathione biosynthetic process
Cellular component (GO): glutamate-cysteine ligase complex
Molecular function (GO): glutamate-cysteine ligase activity
Source: RefSeq, a predicted model, not a curated record